Oncorhynchus keta (chum salmon) is the source of this 6852-nucleotide messenger RNA. Its product is annotated as interleukin-1 receptor accessory protein-like 1-B. NCBI's taxonomy places the organism in Eukaryota, Metazoa, Chordata, Actinopteri, Salmoniformes, Salmonidae. Bases 1090 to 3240 code for a protein of 716 amino acids. The transcript has 12 exons. Gene Ontology annotation, biological process: signal transduction; negative regulation of exocytosis. The record is from RefSeq and is a predicted model, not a curated record.
UAAUUUACUGGCCUCGUGACCACCUUGGUCUGUGGAACGCAGGCGCGCGCCAAACGCCUUUCUACAUCCUGGUAGCGCGAGCUUCCCUCUCUGCCAUCCUCUUCAUUGCGCAGAGUCUGCGAUGUGCUGGCGGGCAGGAAGAAACUAGCGCCUCUAGAAAAAUGCUAUCUCUCUCUCUCGAUCUCUCUCUAUUUUACACACACACACCCUCUAUCUUCGCAGGUGGCAAGCUCACCACCUGCCCCCCUUCCGUUGUCGAGUUUAAUUGUAACAAAUUAGCUUUUAGCUUUACAAGACUUGUUUUAUCCUCUUAAAAUCAGUUAGGCUACCCGCUCAAAACCGCGACAGAAUGCAGGUAUCGCGGAGGCGCUUGUUGAACGCGGUAGCGCACCAUGAGGGAAGGCACUAGGACCGGGGAGAGUUCAUCUCAACUAGGCAGACUAUGAGCAUCGCAUCCACAUAGCCGGGCUGUGGAGGAAACCCCCAUCGGAUCUGUCAAUAUAGGAUACUUGCGAUUAUAUCUAUACAUGCAGCCUCGUGGCGCAGCAUAGUGGAGUGCGCGCCAGUGCGUUUGGGAUGGUCGGGCACCCUUGGGAGAAUUCCUGACCAAACCUCUUUUGGCGCAAAGCAAGUAGUCGAGUUUAGGUGGGAGUUCAAUGGGCUACACGCUUCCAUUUCCCGCCCCCCAUCCCCCUCUUCGUUUUAUAUGUCAUUUUUUGCCUUUUAGUUUGUAUUUGGCCAUAAUCAUUUUAGCUUUUUUUCACACUUCCCUAUUUUCUACAUCUUAGUCUCGCGCGAGACAAUUGACGUAUGUUUUUGUGGGAAAGCAUGUCACUUUCUUCAUUCAUUUGAGAAGAGAACAAGAUUCUCAUCUUUCUCUUUGGAUUAAACCGCUGUUUAGACCGCGGCUGUCGCCUGAAAGGGUGAGCUGCUUGAAAUACUUUUCUUCAGUGGCACCCUGAUACUCCAUGGAAACGUUUUCUCUCUGGCUGGUCCGUCGCUGUGAUGUCCAAAGCUUUCCCCACUGACUGACAAACGCGAUCGGACCAUUUUGGAAAGCCAUUUGAAGGCUGCUAGGUCUGGUGGAAGAUGAGGACUCCUAUCCCUCUCCUGAUUCUGCUGUAUAUCACCCUGUCCCGCAGCAUGAAGACUGUCUCCAAGAGAGGCUCAGUUGACGGCUGUACGGACUGGUCGGUGGACUACCUGAAGUACCGUGUGUUGAAGGGGGAGCCGGUGAGGCUGAAGUGUGCCCUGUUCUACGGCUACAUCAGGGCCAACUACAGCCAGGCUCAGAGCGUCGGCCUCAGCCUCAUGUGGUACCGCAGCUCUGGCCUGGGCCACGGAGACUUUGAGGAGCCCAUCUCCUUCAACGGUGUGCGCAUGAGCAAGGAGGAGGACGCCAUCUGGUUCAGACCGGCCGACAUGCAGGACGUGGGCCUCUACUCCUGUGUGCUACGGAAUUCAAGCUACUGUAUGAAAGUAUCCAUGUCUCUUUAUGUGGCUGAGAACGACACAGACCUGUGCUACAACUCUGUGAUGAGACACAUGGAGAAGGCAGAACUCAGCAAGAGCAAAGACAUCACCUGUCCUGACAUAGAGGACUACACAGAACCUGGGAAAGACCCCCAUAUCACCUGGUUCAAGGAGUGUCGUCCAAAGCAGUGGCGGGCCUCCAUCCUCCAGAGGAGAGAUACAUUGUCCCUCAGAGAGGUCAAGGAAGACGACAUCGGCAACUACACCUGUGAGGUCACCUUCGGUGGCUUUGUGGUGCGCAGGACCACCGAGCUCACUGUCACAGCCCCUCUGACUGACAAGCCACCGAAGAUCCUUUAUCCUUCUGAGAACAAGAUCAGCAACAUGGAGCUACAGCUAGGAAGUGCCCUGAACCUGACGUGUAGAGCAUUCUUUGGCUACAGCGGGUCGGCGGUCAGUCCUCUCGUCUAUUGGAUGAAGGGAGAGAAGUUCAUCGAGGACCUGGAUGAGGAGAGAGUCGAAGAGAGCGAAAUCAAGGUGGUCCGGGAGCACCUGGGGGAACAGGAAGUGGCCAUCUCCUUGAUGAUCCACUCGGUGGAAGAGGGGGACCUGGGGAACUACUCUUGCUAUGUGGAGAAUGGCAACGGGAGACGGCAGGCCACCAUCCAACUGUCCAGAAGGGAGCUGAUGUACACGGUAGAGUUGGCUGGUGGUUUGGGAGCCAUUCUGCUGCUGCUGCUCUUCCUCAUCUCUCUGUAUAAGUGUUAUAAGAUUGAGCUCAUGCUCUUCUACAGAAGACACUUCGGCAGCGACGACCUGGAUGGAGAUAAUAAGGACUAUGAUGCAUACCUGUCCUACACUAAAGUAGACCCUGACCAGUGGAGUCAGGAGACCAAGGAGGAGGAGCGCUUUGCCCUGGAGAUCCUCCCUGACGUCUUGGAGAAACACUACGGGUACAAACUGUUCAUCCCAGACAGAGACCUCAUCCCAACAGGAAGUCUGGCCAAUGAGCUUUACCAGGAUGACACAAGACUUCUUAGAGCCUACAUCGAGGACGUGGCACGCUGUGUGGACCAAUCCAAGUGCCUCAUCAUCGUCAUGACGCCCAACUAUGUGGUGCGGCGGGGUUGGAGCAUCUUUGAGCUGGAGACACGCCUCCGCAACAUGUUGGUCACCGGGGAGAUCAAGGUGAUUCUGAUCGAGUGUGCCGAGCUGCGUGGCAUCAUGAACUACCAAGAGAUGGAGGCCCUCAAACACACCAUCAAGACCCUCACUGUCAUCAAGUGGCGUGGCCCCAAGAGCAACAAGCUCAGCUCCAAGUUCUGGAAGCAACUGCAGUAUGAGAUGCCCUUCUGCCGCACCGAACCCAUGCUGAGCCAUGAGCCAGCGAUGGACGUCAGCGAGCAGGGCCCCUUCGGCGAGCUCCAGGCCGUCUCCGCCAUCUCUAUGGCAGCUGCCACCUCCACCGCCAUGGCCACGGCACACCCGGAACUCCGCUCGUCCUUCCACAACUCCUACCACACCACUAUGCGGCAGAAACACUACUACCGCAGCUACGAGUACGACCUGCCGCCAGGGGGCACGCUGCCGCCGCUGUCAUCACUAGGCAACCAGCACACCUACUGCAACAUCCCGCUGACGAUGCUGAAUGGACAGAGGCCGCCAGCGGGGAAGAGCCGCGAGCACAGUGUGGAGGAGGACCACACUAACCACGCCAUGCUGCCUCUGUUGCCCAGGGAGACCAGCAUCUCCAGCGUCAUCUGGUGACCAGGGGGAGCGGGGCAGGGUAGAACCUUACGACACUAGCAGAGAAACGCGGUUUGGUCUGGUUUGACUUGGAUCGGUUUGGUGUCACGCUUCUAUGAGCCAGUACUGAUUGGCUACAUCUGAGAGAUUGUGAUGAGUUUGGUUAGGAGUGGACCCUUGUGAACAGGCAAGACAAAGUCGGGGCAGGUUUGGUUUGGAACGUGGUCCUCAUGUAUGCAGAUGAGAAGUUCUUAACCCGAGGAUUAAAGAUUCAAACUGACAACAACAAACUGUUUGAUCAAAAGACAUCAGAGUUUGAUCAAAAUGAACUGUGAAUAAAAAAUAAAAGAACCCACGCAAUGGCACUUGUGCAUGCGCGCGUACACACACACACACACACAGACACACACACAAAAGGAAAACAGGGUCUUGUACAUAUAUUUUCAGUUUAUUUGUAGCAUAAGUGUCUUCCUGUGUGUUUUUCUCUUUUUAUUCAAUCAUGUUUGUUGCCUUCUUUACUUUAACUUUGCUUUAACUCGUCACACAGAUUUAUAUAUUUCUAUUUUUUUCUGUUUUUUAUUUAUUUUUAUUUAAUUACAAUAUGCUUAUGAAGAAAGCCAGUAUGUCAUGUAUCUGCGCUGUUGUGUUUUCUAUCUUGACUUUAUGUAGUUUAAGAUCUUUUUUUACACACUUUGGGGGAAUUGCCUGGACAUUGCAACAUUUUACUCCAAGGAGCAGCAUCUUGUUGUUGACCUGUAUAAGGUGUAUAUCUAGUUUUUAAAACAAUCUUUAAAAAAAAUCAUAGAAUAUGCAAAAAGAAGGAAGAGCUACUGGUGAUGUUGAUGUAACUUCCUGUGGACCAGAGGAAGGGGAGGAUUUCGAGAGGGGUCCUAGUCCUCUCCAGUCAGUCGGAGCUCUCUCUAAAGCUUCAUAUUUUCUAUAAAACAAACAGCCUCGCUGUUUUAGUGUGAUAGUGAAAUCCCUCACCUUAAAAAUAAAUGUGUUGAUUAUUUUAAAAAUAAGUAUAUUUUUAUAACAAAAAGAGUUUGCUUGGAUAGUCAUUACUUAUUUACAUUUCAUCUGACAUUAAGGGGGAGGUGUGUGUGUGUGUUUGUGUGUGUGCUAGGCUGGUUUUGUACACCACUUAGAUAUGUGGUUCCUGGUUUGUUAAAGGCCGAGUGCAGUCAAAAAAGUGAUUUACUUGUUUUAUAUGUUUCUACACUGAGGUUGGAAUAAUACUGUAAAAUUAUGAAAAUUAGGCCCUGUAGGAGCUGUUUGUUCAGCCUGUUUUGGAGGGAGGGAGUUUUGAUCUUUCAUGGUAACACCAUGCAGUAAAUUAGAACAAUAAGAAAGAGUACCAAGCCUCUGCCAAUAACAGCAAAUAUUCAGUUUUCCCCUUCCCACUCAAACCACUCACAGUCUUAGCUAAAUUCUUGCUUGAUAAAUUGAUAUUUAGACACUAAUUAAUUUUUUGGACCAUUUUAAUUGUAAACAGUCACAGAAAGGCACUUAAUUGUUACCCAGAAAUGAUUUGAUAUUGAGAUAAAAACAGCUGCAUUGGACCUUUUAAGAUAACAGUAUGGAUUUUGAGUACCUCAUGAAACAUUUUUAGAUUUAAAAAAAUACAUUUUCAAUGUUUUGGUUGAGUUCUUGAAAUAUUUUCCCAUGCUGAGAAGUCUGUUUUUAAUCCAUGCUUAUCCAGGUCAUGUUUAAGGAAAGAAAAAGUGUGUUUGUGCUUUAAAAUACUUUUAAAAUUAUAUUUGAAGGUGUAAUUUCUGAGUAUGCAUAGCAAAUAGAUACAUAUUCUAUAUAUGAUAUAGAUAUUUAUAUAAAUAUAUAAACACGAUAUUCACUUGGAAGGAAAUGUCUUUAUAAAAACACAAUCCAUUCUUAUCAGUUGCCCUUACGUUCUCACUGCAUAUUAAAAAUGUGGAUCUCCUCUCGAUUCAUUUAUGUUCUGUUCAUUUUAAACAGUCUUCCAUGGUCCAAAAGACAGAGUUCCGGCCAUCCAGGACCAGAAUUCAAUAGUUCUGCUCUAAGUAGUAGCUACUGAAGGCAGGCGAAAUGAAGAGAUGAUUAAACACUGCCAUCUGCUGGUUAAUGUUGAAUUAGCAAUUGGUGCAAUGAGACAAAUAGGAUCCACACACACGUGCACACAGUCAUGCGCAGUAAUAUGGCCAGUGAGUGUGGCAGGCUGGCAUGAAUACACACAUGUUCUCUCUCGCUCGCUCUCACACACACACACACACACACACACACACACACACACACACACACACACACACACACACACACACACACACACACACACACACACCACGGUGGCAGGCAUCAGUGAUAUAGCUGGUGUGUCUUCUGACAGCUGGCCUUUUAUUACUACAUACACGAUUAAUAGACUUAUCUUUAUCAAUUAGGGUCUUAAUUGGAAAGAAAAUGGGCCCCAUGAAGAGGAUAGAGGGACAGCAGGUAGCCUAGUGGUUAGAGUGUUGGACUAGUAACCGAAAGGUUGUGAGUUCGAAUCCCGAGCUGACAAGGUAAAAAUCUGUUCUGCUCCUGAACAAGGCAGUUAACCUACUGUUUAUAGGCCGUCAUUGAAAAUAAGAAUUUGCUCUUAACUGACUUGCCUAGUUAAACAAAGGUAAAACCGGGGAGAGACCUUUGGUGUGGGGAAAAUGGUGUGGUUAUAUAUCUGGCCUAUCAAAGGAAAAAGUCAUGCUUACGCCUAUCCAAUUAUUUCAGGUCUACACCAGAGUGAAGGGGUAAGGACUGAUGGGGGGCAGGGUUGGGGGCUUGUGGUCCACCCACAGGUUCUGGAUUCCCUCAUUGUCCCGGUAACAGCUCACACUCCUCCUGCCGCCGGCUCCAUGGCAUCUGUUGUCGUCUUCUUAGCCUAAUACUACUCCUACUACCUCCCCUCGCACACACUCAUCCCCAGUACGUUGGUGUGCUGUUCUGACCGCUCAGAGCGCCUGACCACCUUGUGUCUCCACGCUUGCCUGCUCCUCAUCUGUCACACACACCCAAACAGUCCUACAGUAUAGCAACUGGGCAGGAAGAUUGCUUUCUCUAGAAUCCGGAUUGCAUCGAGCCCUAAAAAAACCCUACAAGUUUUGUGUCUUUGAGGUGUUGAGCAGCUCUCCCCACCCCCUGAAUCCCUCCUGCAGAUAUUCCCAUUUGUUCCGGGAACAUCCUGCCCGUUGAUGGUGAGAUUUGGAGAGAAGCGAAACACCAUCCAACUCUGCAGGUCAUUUCCUCAAGAUUUUCUUCUGCACACCUGUGACUGCCCUGAAGCUGGGUUUUUAUGUGUGUGCGCGCAUGUGUGUGUCUGUGUCCGCAUGAGUGCAUGACACUACCAGUGUGAUGUUUAAACAGUGCCCUCUUGUGGUCAUAACAGGUCCAUUGCUGUUUCUCUUACCAGCCUCAUGAUAAUCCUACAAUGGAUACAAUUACACUCUAAACUGUGUGCUUGCAUGAUAAAUUAAUGCAAUUGCACAGCAACAAUCACCUAUUGCCUCAGACAGAGACACAGGAAAAGUCUAUUGAGUCGAAACCAGAGUAUGAGUAGAGUAUCAAUAUGGUGAGAUGUGAAUCCAGGACAACAGUGAGUGGUAGAGGAUUUAUAUAACCAAGCCC